Prunus armeniaca (apricot) is the source of this 408-nucleotide messenger RNA. The record is from the annotation of a GenBank genome assembly. NCBI's taxonomy places the organism in Eukaryota, Viridiplantae, Streptophyta, Magnoliopsida, Rosales, Rosaceae.
AUGAAACGAGUUCUUCUUAGAAAUCUCCGUCUCUACGCUCGUACUCGUCUUCUCUCUCCUCCCUGCUACAAUCCGGGCCGUAGAUCCCAACUCGCUCCACUCGCUGCUUCGACUCGGCCCAGACUUCGCUUCUACUCGACCGAGUCUCAAUCGCACAACCAAGAGGAUGAUGUCAGUAAUGAAGAGCUGAAAAUGCAAAUUGACAAGUAUUUUCGAGGGGAUGAGGAGGCCAUACCAUCAAUCUUUGAAGCAAUUUUGAAGAGGAAGUUGACGGGGAAGCAUGAAGAGGAUGAUAAAAAGCUCAUGGAAGAAAUUCCGGGGAAGAGGCAGGAGGAGCCACUGAGUGACAUAGAUGACGAACAAGAGACUAAAUCUGAUUUUGAUGAAGGCUCUGACAGUGAUGGGUGA